AUGGCAGCAGCCUUUCGCGCAAAGAAACUCGACCUAGGCGGCUUCAUCAACGUCAAAAUCAUCCGCGACCACACGAAGCGGAAGGUCUAUGAGCAAUUUGAACCUCAGCGACAAGCCCUCCGCUACAUCAUCCGAAACACCUCCUUACCCCAGCGGAUACGGACACAAGCACAGCUCCAACUGGCCCAGAUGCACUGCUACACGCGACCGACGCAGAUCAAGAACAGAUGUACAAUGGGAGGUGUGGCCAAGGGUGUUUUCAGGGCGUUUAGGAUGGGUCGGUAUCAAUUCCGAGUCAACGCUCUCGAAGGAAAUCUACCUGGUGUCAAAAAGGCAAGCUGGUAG
Messenger RNA from Exophiala dermatitidis NIH/UT8656, 345 nucleotides. RefSeq names its product 30S ribosomal protein S14. The record is from RefSeq and is a predicted model, not a curated record. Gene Ontology annotation, biological process: translation. The coding region runs from base 1 to 345 and encodes 114 amino acids. Gene Ontology annotation, cellular component: ribosome; mitochondrial small ribosomal subunit. Lineage: Eukaryota; Fungi; Ascomycota; Eurotiomycetes; Chaetothyriales; Herpotrichiellaceae. The transcript has 3 exons. Gene Ontology annotation, molecular function: structural constituent of ribosome.